Darwinula stevensoni is the source of this 660-nucleotide messenger RNA. The record is from the annotation of a GenBank genome assembly. Lineage: Eukaryota; Metazoa; Arthropoda; Ostracoda; Podocopida; Darwinulidae.
AUGGAAACGGAGGAAGAUGGAAAACCGGUCGACGAAUCGAAAUCAGAAGAGAAGGAAGCGGGUCUCCAGAUCCUGAAGUAUCUCGUCAAGGUCGACAAAUUACGGAUCGAAGAGCAAGCAGACGCCAACAAGGUCCUGAGCUUUAGCGAGUCAAAGAGAAGGUACAAGGUGAAGGACAGCUUGGGACAGACUGUCUAUGACGCGGUCGAGGAUUUGAGAUGCAACGUGAGUUCCAGCGGUGGAGACCGUCAAGGCUUUGGCACUAGGAUACUCGACGCUCAGAGCACCGAGGUGAUGCGCAUCUUUCGACACCUCGUUUCGGAUGCCGAUAGCCAUCAGAGAUUGGAAGUGUUUGCUCCGCCGGAACAGCUGAUCGGGAUUGUGGAACAUGAGCAGAACCUCGUGACCCCGAAGUUCCUAAUAAUGAAUUCGAAGGGCAAGACAGUGGCACGCAUUAAGGUUCCCAUGUCUACUACAAAUCUCUUCGGGAGCGUGAAAUUCCAGGUGAAGAGCGAUAGCGGGAGGACGGUCGGGGCGAUCAAAAAACAAUGGUCAGGUCUCUGGAAGGAGGUCCUCACAGAUGCGGAUCACUAUGGCCUCACUUUCUCCCCAAAACUGAGUGUUAAAGACUUCGUGUAUUUCAGUAACCGGGCCAACUAA